AAAGACUUGUUUUCGUUUUCAUUCCAGCCUUAAUCCUUCUUCUGGAAGGUGUCCACUAGUCAAACCUCCGUUUUGCGAUCUUACUUCCAACCACAUGUCGUCAUCAGUUCCCUUUGAUCCUUGGAAAACCUUUCAUGAAAGUCCCGAGGAGCAACUGGCCAUUAAAGAGAGAGCCAAAUACAGAGACGCGAUGAAAGCCGAAUACCGAAAGAUUUACACCAACCCUUUCAAGCCUCCUGUUGGCACACCCCACGAUCCGGCGCUUCAACGAUGGUACUCGGCGCGCGUGACCCACGCUGAAUAUAUUCAACCCUCACCGCGGAUGGGACUCAUGCUGUUAGGUGUAUGUGGAGUUGGUGCUGCAAUUUACCUUCUACUCAACACUAAUCGGAACACAGUUUUGCGCCAAAUCGAACAGGGAGAAAUCAGCUACCGGAAACGAGUCCUGGAAAUCAUCAGAAAGUGACGAGUCUCAUCUUGUUUUUUCCUCUGAUUUGCAAUUAGUAACCUACAGAAAAUACACUUUAGUAUCACCGUG
Opisthorchis viverrini is the source of this 538-nucleotide messenger RNA. RefSeq lists its product as hypothetical. The annotation marks the transcript as partial. The record is from RefSeq and is a predicted model, not a curated record. Lineage: Eukaryota; Metazoa; Platyhelminthes; Trematoda; Opisthorchiida; Opisthorchiidae. Gene Ontology annotation, cellular component: mitochondrion. The transcript is spliced from 3 exons.